AUGGUGAUCGUGACGGCAGCUGUGACGUUCGAGCAGCGCCAGGCGGAAAAGCAAGGAGAUGCCACUGACUGUUGGAGUCGAUUUCCGUGGCAAAUGGUUCUGCUGCUCGGAGCCGUGCAGGUCGUCAGCAAGGUCAUUGAGGCAAACAGCACAGUGGCGACGUCCCUGCGUGCGUCGUCAUGGAUGCACCAGUCUCCUCUCACGGUGCAAAUCGUUUUGACCGUGGUGGGGGCGCUGCUCUCCGAGACGAUGAACAACGAAGCACUCAGCCGCUUGCUGCUGCCGCUCACCAUCCACGCGGCCGUCACUACGCGCAUGCAUCCUAUCUACUACGCGAUACCUGUGGCCGUGGCAGCGUCGUCCAACCUGAUCAUGCCCAUCACGCUUCCCCUGGUGAUCCUUCACGAGGUCGCCGAAGUGCCCUUGCGACAUCUGGUGAUGGCAGGCUUGAUCAUGAAGACGGCUCUGCUCUCCACGCUGAUCAUCUCGAUGAACACGACUGGCCAGUACAUCUUCUACCUGUCGCCAACGGUCAAGGCACUCAACAGCACCGGCCCGGCAUCGCGCCAUCAGGCGCCUCAUUACUGA
Rhipicephalus sanguineus (brown dog tick) is the source of this 588-nucleotide messenger RNA. RefSeq lists its product as uncharacterized. NCBI's taxonomy places the organism in Eukaryota, Metazoa, Arthropoda, Arachnida, Ixodida, Ixodidae. Gene Ontology annotation, biological process: monoatomic anion transmembrane transport; citrate transport. The record is from RefSeq and is a predicted model, not a curated record. The coding region runs from base 1 to 588 and encodes 195 amino acids. The transcript is spliced from 4 exons. Gene Ontology annotation, molecular function: succinate transmembrane transporter activity; citrate transmembrane transporter activity.